CGUAGGAAUUCCCUCGGUGAGAAUGGGGUCGGCUUCAGUCUUCACCUGGGAAAAUUUCUGUGGGAUCGCGGCGUCGGCCAGUCGAUGUCUCCAUAAAUUUGAUGUCGUGAUCCCUGCUCGCGACUUUUUUCUUCUUUUUUUUCCCUCUUUUUUUGCCCUUCGAAUCCUUCGCAGAUCGUUGUCUUAUCAGACGAGCCCCGAUGCUACGAUAUAUGCAACAAUCCAUCCGUAGUUCAAACCCGUUGCUCCGUCUCACUUAGCCGCCAACCACGCGACAGGGGUGGAAGCUUAUUGCCCGAUCAGCAACUGCCGUUUGUUGACUUUCGAAAAGCUGGGCGCUUAGGCUGCGACUAGGCAAUGACCAAGCACAUCCUGUUCCAAGGCGAUCUGUUUCAUAGAGCAACACGACGCAUUUGACGAAGAACGCUUAGAAACAAGCCUUCCAAUACCAGAAUCCGAUCACUCGUAAGAGCCGACGACCUCUCUGCCACCGCCCUCGUUCCUGUUCUCCGGUUUCUGAGCUGGGAAGCUCUGACAGACGCCUGUGUACAUCCGCCGCUCCCGAUACUUUGAACCACGAAACCGCAAUGAACGCUACCAAACGAAAGUUCAACGCCCUUAUUCAGGGCAUGGGCAGGUCAUCGGCGUCUACAAAGUCAAACGACUCCGCCAGCCUGCCAAAUGAGUCACCUCGUCCAUCCACGACGUCCCUUCAGCCUACCGAUACAAAUUCAUCGACCGCGACGACCGCGACCAUGACGACGACGACGACGAACGUCAACAACACCAAGACCAGCAUGUCGAUUGACGAAGACAUACUGCUGAAGCGCCGGCGCUUGCAGGCACUGACGGAGAAGAACGCUGCUACGAUCAAGAGUUCACCUUCCAUCCGUGCGACAGGGCCAGGAACGACAAUCACAAACGUUGUGCUGAAGAAGUGGACGCCCAACUCGUCCAAGGUGAUAGAGGUUAAGGUUGCAUCCAAAUUCGCGCCGAGCGAUCGAGGCGAGCUUCUGAAGAGGCUGGCUUCGUUCCAGGAGAUCACAGACUGGACGCCAAAGCCUGACGCGGUGAACGAAGUUGAAUGGGCCAAGAGGGGAUGGGUAUGCCAGGGAAAAGAUCGCGUGCGGUGUACGCUGUGCAACAAGGAGCUCGUUGUGAAGCUGAACAAACGCGAGGUCGAUGGCAAGGAGGUGCCGGUUCUCGUCGCGUCGGAUGUCGAGGAAGCGUUAGUCGACAAGUACUCGGACCUGAUUGUCACUGCACAUACGGAAGAGUGCUUAUGGAAAAGACAGGGCUGCGAUGAUUCACUUCUUCGAUUGUCCCUGACCAAUGCCAAAAUUAGUAUGGAGGCAUUGCGACACCGAUACGAUGAGCUGUGCGGAAGGAAGCCUUUUCUUCCCUACGAGUUCAAUCUGAGGCUCCCUGAGGGUCUCGACAUUGACAACGUUCUGUCUCAAUUACCCGACGACUUCUUCACCAACCCGCCACCGGCCAAAGACUCUCCGGACCCAAAACAACCCAACAGAGUCGCACUGGCUUUGGCCUUGACAGGGUGGCAAGGCCUCACAAACCCUCGUAUUGGCGCGGUGCCGAACUCGGCGUCCUGUCAUACGUGCUUACGGCGGCUAGGACUGUGGAUGUUCAAAAGUAAGGAGGUCAAUGGCGACGGCGAAAUUCUUGUCCCCGCGCCAAUGGAUCACCUCGAUCCCGUCAAGGAGCACCGCUUUUUCUGCCCGUGGAAGAACCCGAGAACGCAACGCCUGGGCAGCGCGAAGCCUGGCUCCGAAUCGGAUAUGGCGGCGUGGAAGUGCCUGGCACAGGUACUCAAGAACGACGCUUACCUACGUGGAGCGCUCGAUGAUCGCCCGAAGAACAGGUGGCACAGCAGAGGCGCCUCCGUACCAUCAACGCCGGUGCGCAGGGGUGUCGUGCCGCCCUUGACACCAGGGGGCUAUGACUCGCCAAGUGCCGCUUCAGAGCCGGGAGGGGACGACGAUGACAAGGCCCGGGACGCAAAAGACAAGGAGCGCUGGGCGCGUCUGCGAAGGGUGAAGAGUCUCUUCGAGUCGAAGAACGCGAAGAAGAUCCGCCGGCAGUUGAGCAGACCCGGAACGGCACAAUCGACCGUCUCGGGGGCCGCAACGGGGGAUAAGGAGUAAUUAUGACCAACGGAAUGCGUUUUAUUAUAUCACACUCACUUAGCAAUUUCAGGCUGGUACGGACGGACAGAGGAGUUCUUGAGGGUUAUGUUAUAGGGGGAGGAGAGCGGCGACGACAACGACGAUGACGACGACUGUUUGCAAUUUGUCUUGGUUCGAAUACCCGUAUGAUAGAACUUGUCCAAAGCGCUGAUCACCCUCAGCACCAAGCAAAACCAUACAUAGGCUUGAAGGUUGUCUGUAUACUUCUAUUCAUAUCUUUUCGUCGGAGAGUGUUCCCUAUC
Colletotrichum destructivum is the source of this 2446-nucleotide messenger RNA. Its product is annotated as Putative Zinc finger, C3HC, nuclear-interacting partner of ALK/Rsm1-like protein. Gene Ontology annotation, cellular component: nucleus. NCBI's taxonomy places the organism in Eukaryota, Fungi, Ascomycota, Sordariomycetes, Glomerellales, Glomerellaceae. The record is from RefSeq and is a predicted model, not a curated record. The transcript has 3 exons. Gene Ontology annotation, molecular function: zinc ion binding. The coding region runs from base 588 to 2162 and encodes 524 amino acids.